AUGGCUUCCACUAUGGAUGCCCUCAGAGACCCGGAAAAGGAUUGCCCAACAUACGACCCUACACAUGUUGAAGGACAACAGACUGCGAUAUAUGUUCAACUGGUCCUUUCACUAACUCUCGGUGUGUCUGCUUUCCUUGGAUUCUGUAUUUUGCGACCAAAAUGGAAGAGUUUAUAUGCUGCGCGCAAACGACAUGUUGAUGCUGCUGCAAAUCUGCCAGAGCUUCCGGAUACCUUUUUUGGCUGGAUUCCUAUUUUGUAUAGAGUCACAGAAGAACAAGUACUUGCAUCUGCUGGAUUGGAUGCAUAUGUUUUCCUAUCAUUUUUCAAGAUGUCAAUGAAACUAUUCGGGGUCAUGUUUAUCAUGGCAGCUGCCAUUCUUGCCCCAAUAAAUCAACACUACUAUUACGUAUUCGAUCCAUUUGGAAAUACAACGAGUCCUCCCGAUAUUCCAGAUUACUCAAAGUUGGAGGGUUGGCAUGGUGGAUGGGACGGGGCUUUGACUUUAGAAGUACCAAAAGACUCUGACGACAAACUACCUGAUACCAACUAUCUCUGGUCAUACCUUGUCUUCACCUACGUUUUCACUGGACUCGCAAUAUUUUUCAUGAAUAGACAAACCCACCGCGUAAUAAGGGUUCGCCAGGACUACCUGGGAAGCCAAUCCACAAUUACCGACCGAACAAUCAAACUUUCUGGAAUACCGGAGGAUUUGAGGUCUGAAGGAAAGAUCACAGAAUUCUUAGAGAAACUUCAGAUAGGGAAAGUGGAGAGUGUGACUUUAUGUCGCAAUUGGAAAAAACUUGAUGAUAUGAUGGACAAGAGAGUGCAAGUCGUAAGGAGGCUUGAAGAGGCAUGGACUGUACACCUUGGUCAACAACAACGUCCGAGUGUAGGACCAAUACGUACACAACACUCGGCACCUGAUGCGAAUGCUGAGGAUGGAUCGCUAAGUCAUGAGGGUGAUAAUCUGUUAGGAAGCGAUCACAUUACCUCGUACGAUCAGCCAAGACCGACUACGCGAAUCUGGUACGGCUUUCUUAAUUUUCAAAGCAGGAAAGUAGAUGCAAUCGACCACUACGAAGAACAGCUGCGAAGGCUAGAUGAUAUGAUCAAUGAUGCAAGAAAAAAGGAGUACAACCCUACAGCACUUGCAUUUGUCACCAUGGACUCCAUUCCCGCUUGUCAAAUGGCGGUGCAAGCUCUCCUGGACCCAACGCCAAUGCAGCUGAUGGCAAGGCCAGCUCCUGCACCAUCAGAUAUCGUUUGGACAAAUACUUAUCUACCUAGAUCAAACCGUAUGAUUCGUUCUUGGGCGAUCACUAUCUUCAUUCUUAUACUCACCAUCUUUUGGCUUAUUCCAGUGGCUGCCCUAGCUGGUCUUGUCAGUUUAUGCUCGAUUCGACAGGUUUGGCCGGGUCUUGCGGAUGUUUUGGAAAGCCACGAUAUACUCAAGGCUUUGGUUCAGACUGGCUUACCUACACUUGUUGUCUCAUUACUCAAUUUGGCAAUUCCAUUCUUGUAUGAUUACCUUGCAAAUAGGCAAGGAUCAAUCUCACAAGGCGAAGUGGAGCUUUCCGUCAUAUCCAAAAAUUUCUACUUUACAUUUUUCAAUGUGUUCCUCGUUUUCACGGUUUUUGGCGCGGCGAGUAAGUUCUGGCCAGUCUUACAGGAAACAUUGAAGGACACAACGAAGAUUGCAUAUACGCUAGCCCAGUCAAUCUCUGAUCUCUCCAUGUUUUAUACCAACUUCAUUUUGCUACAAGCUCUUGGUCUUCUACCUUUCAGGCUGCUGGAAUUCGGGAGUGUGUCUUUAUACCCUAUCACACUUAUGGGUGCCAAGACUCCUAGAGAUUAUGCUGAGCUGGUACAGCCACCUAUUUUUAGUUACGGGUUUUAUCUUCCUUCGGCACUUCUAAUCUACAUUCUAUGCAUGGUCUAUAGUAUACAGCCAGCAGGAUAUCUAGUUCUAUUAUUUGGAAUGGCGUACUUUGCUCUCGGUUAUUACACAUACAAGUAUCAGCUUUUAUAUGCCAUGGACCAUCCACAACAUGCUACUGGAGGUGCUUGGCCUAUGAUAGUUUAUCGUCUUCUUGUUGGCUUAGGCUUCUUCCAACUGACUAUGGCCGGAGUGAUUGCUUUGAGGAAAGCCUUCACUCCAGCCAUACUUGUUGUUCCUCUCAUACCAUUUACAAUCUGGUACAGCUACUACUUCCGUCGAACAUUCCAGCCAUUCAUUAAGUUCAUCGCUUUGAGAAGUAUUAGAAGAGAUAGCGAUCCAGACAUAAAUAUUGCUGGCGAAAAUAUUGGCAUCGACAGACCUCCGGGACACAUUCAGAGGAGAGGCAGCACAGUUGAUGAAGCAAGGGAAAAAGGGAUGAGAUAUAUAAACCCAAGUCUCGUUGUACCAUUAGAAAAGAUCUGGAUCAACAAGGACCCAGAUAGCGAGCCGAAUGGUAGCACUCCACAAUUAAAUCGUGAAGAAUCUGCCGCAAGUUCGCUGAGUCUUGGCGAUACCCACAUUUGGAGAGAGGUUGGCGAUGAAAAUCCGGGGGCUGUCGACACGACGUCUUCCCAGAUUCUCUUAUCAAGAGCGAUCGCAGAUCACAGUUCAACAUCUUGUCCGCCAGUUGUUAGAAAAAUAUACUCUUCGAUUGCUGUCACAUCUCUUUACGAAUCCCCGACAAGACAUAUCAUGACCGUUGGAGACGCAGCCAGCACAUCGAAAGAUGUAGGAUUGGAUGGUGAGAGAAUGGAGCAAUGUAAUGAUUCUCCGAGCAGGCGGCGCUCAUCGGCUUUAGGAGUGAAUGAAGCCUCCGUGUCCCAUAGCUUAUCAGAUUUAAUCACUUCAGUUGAUGAUACAAUUGUCGAUCCUCAGUUUCCGUACAACCCGUGGGAGCUUUCACAACUCGAUGCUGUCCCACAAAACCAGGAGAAACGUGAUAAAGGAAAAGGAGUCGAACGUGGAAGAAAAUUAGAAAGAGUCCCAAGAUACUGCAAUCCUCUUGAAAAGGCUGAAUCUCGACUUGGAAGAAACAAAACAACCAUCGAGGUGGAUGGCCGGCCCAUACGUAGGCGCGAUCGAAGUCAUACUCUUCAUGAUGACCCCGAUGAUCCUGCUGCAAUAUUGGAUGACCAGGUAUUAGAGCCAUUAAGAGGGAUAUCUCAGCAGGAUAGCUUUUCGGAGGUACUUAGCGGACAUACGUCUCCAAGCAGUUUGAAUGGCUCCCUUGAGGCGAAAGAAUUAAAGAGUCGACUUCGAUCUAGGACUUCUGGAGGAAGUUCUAUAAGCUCCACUAUAUCUCCAAUCGAACCACUCACACGGACAGUUACAAAACUUUACAGCGCAUCCUCUCCUGUUUCUCCUGAACCAACUUUACCAGUUGAAUCAUAUUCUAAUCGUCUACCUAGUAUUGUUCGAUUAGAAGAAUCUGCUCGUCAAUCAACAUCAUUCACGUUCUCGAAAUUACCAACAGAAAUCAUUCAACAAGUAUACAAUUACCUCACACCGGCUGAUUUCAAUUCAGCCAGACAUACAUGCCGAGCAUGGCUUCUUACUAGUAUGGAUCGCUCCCUUCUUGAAAACAUGAUCCGGCGUGGAGGUUGGGUGACUAGUUGUCAACAGGAAAUCUCCGAUAGAAAAAGCUCGACUUUUCGACGUAGCUCCGAAUACGAAUGGUUCAUGAGCAAAAGAAUCUCAAGGGAAUGUGCUCUUGGUCCAGAUUGGACGGGAUCUGGAGUACCGGUAAGCCCGGAUCACUUUCCACUAGAAUCAAAGGAUUCACCUUUUUUGCAAGCUUCGACUGUGGAUUUCACAGAAGUCGCGGUCCAAUACAAGGAAACGACUCCUGCUGGAACCAUUUUCACGGUGAGUAGUUGUGGGAAGUUUUUGAUGGCUGCGAAUGGGUGUCUAGUCUAUAUAUACGAACUAAACAAAAGCCACCGCGAUGUGGAUAAUUGGUAUGAAGUUCAAGCUGGUUCUUUGCGUCCAGUCACUAGUAUCAUAUGUCCACACAGAGUAUUAGCAUGCAGUAUGGAUACUUCUUCACAUAGAUAUGCAAUUGCUGUUUUGCUUGAUGGGCGCAUGGGUCUUGUAUGUGAUAUUUCUCUCAGCAAUAUUGCUCCCCCUGUUUCUUCGAAUCCCGAGACUUCGGAUCUUUCCUCGCCUCAUUCAAGUCGGUCAGAUCUUUCACUCUCUCCAGCAAACGAUUUUCACCAUGGUGUCUCAUUUCUCGAUCGCGUUAGCUUGGAUAGUUCGGCUCCUGUACAAAGGGCUGGAAGAUCUACAACGUCUUUUGUUUUCCCCGGAAUAGCUACAACUCGUAGUGAUGGUACUUCUUCAGGGAUCGCACAACGAUCAGAAUACCACGAAGGGCUUCGGUCAGCUAGUGCCGUGAGAGAUUCAUAUCCUCGAGAAGGAAAUAGCCCCCACUCUGUUGGAGCAGGAAGUCGAUUGCGAAGCAAGCUACCAGCUCGUAGAGUCUCAAACGCGGAUGCGAGAGAAAUGCCAGUAGAAACUGGCCCACGUUCAAUAUAUCGAAAUCUUUGUUCUGAGGAAGAUCCUCCACGCUCUGUGGCAAUUUGUCCUCAACGAAGAUGUGUGGCUUUUGGGUGCUCGGCUGGUAUUGAAUUGCACUGGGUUGACGCUUUGACCGGACAGGAUCUGAAUAGAUGGUUUCCACUUACUGCUCCAAGUGAUUUCUUGUUCUUUUUGCCUCCACGAAAAAGUAUAGACUCGGCGAAGAAGCUGAGGCUUAUUAGUAGUGCGGCUAGACCCAGUGAAUGUACAGCGGUACACGAAAGAUCAUAUGGAAGAAGACCACGAGGUGCUUCAUUUUGGCAAAGAAUUGGGUGGAGCGGAAGCCACGGGGACAAUAGCGAGGAAAUAGAACAUACUCAGCAGGUACUAACACCAGUGGGAAGAUUCCGUAGUGAUUCUGGUCGAAGGGUUGAUCAUUCAGAUCACUAUCGCGCCAUACCACUAAGUGAUGGAUAUCAUAUUUUGUUUACAGAUCCAAGUACAGGAGCACUUUGUUUAGGCAGCGAUGCCCCCGUCGGAGGACCUACCAAAUUACUUCGAAAAGUUUGGUUUCAGGGACCAGAAGGCAAAGGUAGUCCAACGGUUUAUGCUGGAGGCUCUGAUCUGAGCUGGGGAGUAAGAGUCGUGGCAGCGUUUGGAAGUUGGGCAGAACAGAGCAUCUGGAUGUUUUCCGUUCCCGGAGAUGUGUUUCAUAGUUCUCAGAAUGUUUUGGAGAGCUCUGUAACGCAUAAAAGAAAUACUCCCAAAAAUUCUAAAAAUAUGCAAUGGCUGGACUGGUGGCCUGAUGAGGGACUUCAAGAAUGGCUCAAUCUUAUUCGACAUCCAGUGCCUGGUAUUCUUGCGGGAAAUAUGUGGCCAGUUAGGAUAAGAGGUCAGAGAAUUGGUACAUGCUCUGGAAUAGUCGAUCUUGCGAUUGAUUCAACCAAUGGUAUCACAGUUUGGGCUUUUAGUACUGAUGGAAUUGCCAAAGUCUGGCAUUUGGACGAUGGCAAGCAUAGAGACUUCGCAAAGUUAAGUGUGUCUAGAGAUGGUACCAUUCGCGAAAAUGUCCCGGACGAUUAUGCCAACGGUGAAAUGAACAGCGAUUUUCUCUCAUCAGAAAUCCUUCAACAUCGGUCACCUCUCGAACAACAAUCUUUCGAUGGAGCAAUGUCGCCAGAUUUAGAUGGUAAAAUAUCUCCCGAUAUAUCAACAAUCAUCACAGCACGAAGAGGCUCGGGCUGGAGCUAUCAAAGUGUUAAUUAUGAUGAAGAUGGUGAUGUGGUCAUGGAAGAUGUUUAUGGUCCGGGUGUCGACAUGCCGGCAGCUUGGUCGAAGCCAGAGAGAGAAUAUGAUGAGGAUGAACCGUUACAAAAUCAACAGUACCAAUAUUUACAGUCGCGCUGGCCGAGAUCAUCGAUAGGGUAUAGACGGUGGUUGGAGAGGGCUGUGGCGAGUGGGGAUUUGGCGAGAGUGGUGGAGGCGAGGGGUGUAUCGAGGAUUGAAAUUGAAAUUCGUUGA
Botrytis deweyae is the source of this 6039-nucleotide messenger RNA. RefSeq lists its product as uncharacterized. The transcript has 8 exons. Gene Ontology annotation, cellular component: plasma membrane. The coding region runs from base 1 to 6039 and encodes 2012 amino acids. The record is from RefSeq and is a predicted model, not a curated record. Lineage: Eukaryota; Fungi; Ascomycota; Leotiomycetes; Helotiales; Sclerotiniaceae. Gene Ontology annotation, molecular function: calcium-activated cation channel activity; protein binding.